UCUUUGAUACGCUCGCGCAAGCGCAUACGUCUUGACGUUGACGUCGUCCCGCAGCUUGGCGCGGAGGUUUGUUUUGUAACUUUUUCAGGGUGUCAUCGUUUGAAGAUGUUCCGUAAAAAGCGUCGCUCCUCUGUGAAUGCAGGAGAAGCUGCUUCAACGACUACAAAGCCAAAAAAGAGCCGCAGCACCGGACGCCAACCCAAGGAGUCAGAUCCACAGGAGACAAAUGAAAGUGUAUUUGAUGUCUUCCUGAGAGAGGCAGGUGUCACCUUGAAGCACGGCGACACAUCCAAUGAGAUUGCUGUUGACCAGAUCGUUUUCCAGAAACGGAUACAGAAACAGCUGCAGAAGAGUCCAAGGUAUCCUGGGAUCAUAGAGGAAUUCAUCACUGGUUUGGACUCAUACAUAGAGAACCAUGACAGGUUCAGGAACCUACUCCUUCCAUGUGUUCCUCGGGUGUCGGAUGGAGAUUUGAGUUCUGGCAGCUCAUUCCAGGAAAGCCUGCUGCGCAUGUUGUUGGGCAUCGAGAUGCUGCAGACUUUGAUCGUAAACACCCUGCUCGAGAAGCUCCCUGAAUUUAUGUUUGAAGGCUCUGGUGAUGGAGCACUCAGCAUCCCACGCCUGAUCAUUAACCAGCUCAAGUGGCUAGACAGAGUUGUGGACACCAAGGAGCUGGCGGCCAAGCUCAUGGAGCUGGUGUCGGUCGCGCCGCUGGAGGUUCAGCGCGACAUCAUCACCAGUCUCCCAGAGAUCCUGGAAGACUCCCAGCACAACGACAUAGCCAAGGAGCUCAACUCGUUGCUCCAACAGAACUCUCAGUUGACCGUCCCCAUCCUGGAUGCCCUCUCUAGCCUGAACCUCACCUCCUCGUUACUAACAGAGGUCCGUGGAGGUGUUAUGGCCACGCUGGCCGCCGUGCAACUGGAGGAUCUGCCCGUCGUGGUCAAAUUCAUCCUGCACUCCGUCUCAGCCUCGGACGUCUCCGAGGUGGUGUGUAAUCUUCGUAAAAAGCUGGAGCUGGAGCAGUGCGUUCUUCCUCCCGCGCUGCAGGCCUCUCAGAGCCGCAUGAAGAGCAAAUCAGCCGUGGUAUCCGCGACUGCACAGGCAGCUGGUAGCGGCCAAGACAGCGUCGCUUUGAUCCUGGACUGCAUCAAGUCAGCAGUGAGAUUCCAGAAAACCAUCUCUGAAGCUUGGCUCAAGGCGAUAGAGUCAGUGGAAGAAGUGGAGGACCACAAGGUCUUAGAUCUGCUGCUGCUGUUCAUCCUCCACUCCAACAACGCCAACCAGAGCCGACGCGGAGCCGAGAGAGUGCUGAAGGUCAAAGUGAAGACUGGGCUCAUCCAAGAGGCUCUGCUGCAGAAAACCUUCAGAGACUACGCUCAGGUCAUGAGAGGGUACUUCCCCUCCAUCCUGGCUCUGGCUCAGAGUCUGUUGCGCUCCCCAGACCCCUGCGUGGUGCCUUUUGGAGGCCACAUGUACCGACACUCCUUCACUGCCUUUGACUCUUACUGUCGUCAGGAGGUGGUGGGCUCUCUAGUCACCCAUGUGUGCAGUGGUGUGGGUAGAGAGGUGGACGUGGCUCUGGAGCUGCUCUGCAGUCUGGUUACGGAAAAGCCCUCGGAGAUGGCCCAGUAUGCCGUGUUUGUCAAGGGAAUCUUGGACUACAUGGACAACCUCACGCCCCAGCAGAUUCGAAGGCUCUUCCACCUCCUGAGCAGACUGGCCUUCGGGCAGCAGCAGCAAGGAUCUCACAUCCAGGUGUCACAUAUUCAGAUACGACCCAUCGCCUCUGCCUUUUCUUUCUCUCCUUCCUGCACUCAAACAUCAUUCUUGUUGCGUUUCUCCCCUCAGGACGACCUGCACAUCGUGAUCCGCAAACAGCUCUCCAGCACUGUGCCCAAGUACAAGCGGAUCGGCAUCAUCGGCGCCGUAAUGAUCGUGGGCAGCAUGGGGGCGUCCAGGGCGAAAGCCAAUGAGGCACAGAACGGUUCGUUGUCCAAGGAGACGUUCAGACAGGUGACAGCCCUGCUGGAGCUGGUGAAGUCGAGCAGUGAGAGCUCCCCCGAGGCUACAGCUCUGUACUACGACGAACUGGCCAACCUGAUUCUGAGCUCCAGCCUGGACCCACAGGUGCAGAGCAUGAUCGGAGACAGUGUCCAAGAUGACUUCCAGAACGACUACGUAGUGGACGUAGAGCUGGAAAUAACCGGUUCCUUCCCCUUCCCAGCCCGUGUGAUGUACAACCUGGAUAAUGAGAAGAGUGAGGGGAGCAUUGCCAUCAACCUGUUGCCUCUGCUGACCAAAGACAUCCAGAACAAAGGGGAGCAGCAGAAUCAAACCAAGAAGGCACAUAGGCGAGUGUCUCCUCUCUGCCUGGCUCCGUUGUUUCGCCUCCUGAGGCUGAGUCAGGAGAGACAGCAUCAGGGAGACCUGGGGGAGAUUGACGGCCUUCUGGAUUGCCCUCUGAUCCUGACGGACAUGGAAGUGGUGGAGAAAACAGAAAGCCUUUCCAAAGCUGAGAGGGAGUUCCUCUGUUCUUUGCUCUUUUACACCAUCAACUGGUUCAGAGAGGUCAUAAACGGGUUCUGCAGGCUGAAGGAAACUGAGAUGAAGAUGAAAGUGAUGACUCGCCUGCAGAACAUCACUUACCUCCAGACGCUGUUGGAGAGAGCUCUGGCAGGAGCGCCGGGCUAUGUUCCCCCAGUCGCCAACUUUGAUAAUGACAGCACUGAUGGGAGUGUACCUGGUGUCAGCCCUCCUGUGAAUAAGACAAAGAAAGACGUCACAGGAAAGAAGAGGAAAGCCUCCGGUAAGAAUCCGUCUGAAAGCUUCUGUCAGUCUGAGGAGGCAACAGAAGCAGAUGAAACUCAGCAGGAUCAGCCAGAAAAGGACAAAGAAAAGGAGACGAGGCCCGGGGUCAGCCUGGCGUCCUACAGGCACUUUUUUAGAGAGCUGGACAUGGAGUUGCUCAGUGUCCUGCAGUGCGGGUUGUUGUCGCGCUCGCUGCUGGACUCCGAGUUGCACACCAAUGUGCGAGAGGAGGUCGUGCUGGGUCCUGCUGAGCUCGUCUUCCUGCUGGAGGAUAUGCUUCGCAAACUGGAUUUCAGUCUCGCAGCUGCCCCUGCCAAGAGAGCCCCUUUCCUCAAGGUGAGGGCCGACAAGAGUGUGGGCUUCUCCCACCUCCAGCAGCGGAGCGCCAAAGAUAUCGCUUCCUUCUGCGUCCAGCUGCUGCCCGCCCUCUGCUCACACCUGGAGAACUGCCACAACCACUUUCAGAUCCUGCUGUCGGAAAACAACGGCGUUGUGGAUGGACCUGCCACCGAUGUGCAGGAGCACCAGUUAAUGUCGUCAGGCUACCAGCUGCUCCUGCAGGUCCUCAACACCACCCUCAGCUGGUCUGGAUUCAGUCAACCAGGACAACGGAGCUUACUGAAGAAGGCUCUGGGAGUUUUGGCCGGACGACUCAAAGAAGGAGCUGCUGAGAUGAGCAUGGAGCAGCUUGUCAAAGACAGUUUUCACUACCUGCUGAACUUCCGAAGCACGAUGCCAAAUCUCAGCACGGCUCUGUGUCUCUCCCAGCUUCUGUCCACCGUGUCGGAGAAAGGAGGAGGUUCUGCUGCUUACAGAGAGCAGACCGCUUCUCUUGCGCGUCAUUUCCUCAGCCAGGCCUGGGUGACGGCUAACGGAGAAAGAGAGCGGGGGAACAAAUUCAAUGAAGCACUUCACACUCUCCUGAGCAUCUACCUGGACCAUGUUGAUGACGUUCUGAAGGCAGUCGAGGAAAUAGCUGGAGAAGGAAUCACUGAGCUCCUCAAUGUAUCCAAAGAUGAGAGCUCUGCGUCCUGGCCCACUCUCAGCAGGCAGACGUUCCUGGUGUUCUACAAAGUGCUGAUGGCAGAGCUGGAGAAAGCUGUCCGGAAGAUUCCUGCUGGCAAAAUGAGUGACAGCUCCGAGGCUCAGAGCGAGAAACUGCUGACAUGGAACUUGGCUGUUAGAGAUUUUCACAUCCUGGUCAACCUCGUUAAGGUGUUUGAUUCGAGGCCGGUUCUCAAUGUGUGCUUAAAGUAUGGCCGUCUUUUCUUGGAGUCUUUCCUGAAGUUGGGGAUGCCGAUACUAGACUACAGUUUCAAAAGACACAAGGUGGAUGUCCAGAGUUUGCUGAAGACCUUCCAGCUCAGCACUCGGCAGCUCCAUCAUAUGUGUGGACAUUCUAAGAUUCACCAGGAUACCAGCUUAACCAACCACGUGCCAGCUCUGAAGAAGAGCCUCGAGUUAUUUGUGUACAGAGUGAAGGCCAUGCUGAUGCUCAACAACUGUCAGGAGGCCUUUUGGAUCGGUAACCUGAAGAAUCGCAACCUGAAGGGCGAAGAGAUUCUUACUCAGAGGGAAGAGGAAAGUGGUGAGGAGGAUGAUGAUGAUGAUAAUGAAGAGGGGCAGCCUGCACCACUGCCACAGCAACAGUCAGAAGAUGAGGCACAGGAGAGUGACUCGGAGGAAAUCACCAAGUGUAGCAGAAUGGAAGAAGACAUUACAGAUGACUCGGAGUAACACUUUUUAACAGAACAAACUGCAUUUGUGUUAGUACUCCAUUUACAGACUUUUUUCACAAACACCUUUUAAAUUCACAAUUUUUCACAACUCAAAAAGCAGUCCACAAAUAGAGGAUCACGAAUACAUAUAUUUAAUUGCACUUCUUUUGUUCUUUCUUGGCAGUAAUACUGUAAGCAUAU
Mugil cephalus (flathead mullet) is the source of this 4730-nucleotide messenger RNA. RefSeq names its product FA complementation group D2 (gene fancd2). Lineage: Eukaryota; Metazoa; Chordata; Actinopteri; Mugiliformes; Mugilidae. Gene Ontology annotation, cellular component: condensed chromosome; nucleus. The coding region runs from base 106 to 4548 and encodes 1480 amino acids. Gene Ontology annotation, biological process: double-strand break repair involved in meiotic recombination; homologous chromosome pairing at meiosis; mitotic intra-S DNA damage checkpoint signaling. The transcript is spliced from 43 exons. The record is from RefSeq and is a predicted model, not a curated record. Gene Ontology annotation, molecular function: DNA polymerase binding.